CAAGUGUCCAUCACACACACACACACUAUCUUUGAAACAAUGUCUGAUAAUGAUAAUGGUGAAACUGCUAAUGAAAGUCAAUCAACAGGUAAAGAAUCAUCAACUGCAACUGAACCGAAUUCAACAGAAAGUGAAUAUAUUAAAGCAUCGAGAAAAUUUCAAGAAGAAGAAGAUGAACAGAGAAAAAUUUUUGAUACAAAAUUAGCUGAAAAACGUACAAUGUUAAUGCAAUCAGUUAUGGGUGAAGAUGUAUCGAAAAUUAAGGCACGUUGUCAGGCUGAAUCAUUUCGUCAGAAGAAAAAUAUUGAUGAAGAAGUGGAAAAAUUAUCCAAAUCAAUGCGUGAUCAAUUUGUAUUACAAGCCGAACAGAUGCGUACAGAAUUACGUGGUAAAAUUGAAAAAAUGAUUGAAAAUAAAAAACAAAAAUUAGAACAAGAUAAACAACGUUUAUCAUCAAUGUUGGAUAGUGAAUUGGAAGCAAAACGUAAAUUAAUGGAAAAUGAAACUGAACGUUUGAAACAUGUGACAAAUAUUGCACAAUCCGAUAUUGAUCAUCGUGAUAGAGUGAAAAAAAUAAUGGUUGAUUAUAAAAAUUUUCCUGGAACAAAAACAUUGGUAGAUGAAUUUGGAUUGAAACGUUAUCAAGUUGUGAUCAAUAAACAAUCAAUAUGGGCAGGAAAAACCUGCAUCAUUUAUCGUGGCCAAUUUCAGCAACAAUCUUGUUAUGUAAAAAUUGUUGUUCUUAGUGAUCGUAGUGUACGAUAUAAACAACAUAUUCCUGAAUCGACAAAAAUUCGACAAUUUCUAUGUCGAACAAAUGAACAACAACAACAGCUGCAACAUGAAGCAUUUGUACGAGUGUAUGAUGUAUUUAUAACUGAUCAAAAAAUCUAUACAUUUAUGGAUGAUUGUGAUUCACAGAAUCUAAUGUUACGUGCACGUAAAGGUUUUCUUUCAUUGGAUGAAUUACGUAAACAUAUGCGUAAAAUAUUAUCAUGUUUAGAAUAUAUGCAUCAACGUGCAUUUGCACAUCUUAAAAUACGUGGUGAAAGUAUUGUAUUUGAUAAUAAUAACAAUGUAAAAUUGGUUGGUUUUGGCAAUGCAGCCGCUUAUUUUGAUUCGAAUACGGAGAAAUUUUUAAAAUUACCACAAUUAGAAUCAAAACAUCGGCUAUUGGAUAAUCAUUUUCCACCAGAAGUAUUUGUCGAUUCAUUUGAUCCACAAUUGGCUGAUGUAUAUUCAUUCGGUUUAUUGAUCUAUAUGAUGGCCAAUUUUAUAAGUAAUAAAAAAUUUACACGUGAAGAUUGGAAACAAUGGACAAUUAUAAAAUUGGAUUCAAUUACCGAUGAAAAGACUAGAGAAUUGGUUGAAACAACAACAAUGUUGGAUAUAGAAAAACGUUGUAAACUAUUUGAUAUUCGAAAUUUAGCAUAUUUUUCUCUUGCACCAAAAGUAACACUGCAACAGAUUGAAGAUGAAUUUGGCAAUAAAAAUCAAUUAACAUGGAAAUUAAAAAUAACCGAUAAUGGUGGUGGUUAUGCUAUACGUGGCAGACAAUUACAAUUAUAUUGUAAUAUAUCUGCAAAUCCAUUGGUAUUGGCAACGGAUAUUCGUUGGUAUAAAGAUUCAAUGUUAAUCACUGAUGAUGAUCGAAUAAUUGUCAAUAAUAAAACAAACAACAGCGGUGAUGGUAACGAUUUCCGGAUUCAUUAUAUAUUCUACAAAUACCAAAUAGUGACAACAUCAUCAACAUCAUCAUCAUCGAAUAACAGAACACCAGACGGUAAUAAUGGUGGUGCUGGUGGUGGUGGUGGAUACAUAAAAUUUACACAUAACGGUACAAGAUUAUUGAUUACAAAAGUGACCGAUGAAUGGCAAGGAUUCUAUCAAUGUAUUGCACAAAAUUCAUUGGGCACCGGUUUUAGUAAUCAAUUUAAGGUCCAAAUUCUAUAUGUACCCAAUUGCGUGACACCAACGCAAACAAUACCGGCCAAUAUUGGCAGUAUUGUUACAAUGAUCUGUGAAGUGGAUGCUAAUCCAACAAAUGUUACAUUUUUAUGGCGUACAAAACAUCAGGAAAUAUUAUUUCCAUCAUCAUCAACUGGAUCAUCAUCAACAUAUCAACAUAAUAAUAAUCAUCAUAUGGAACAACAAAAAUAUUCAACAGAAACAUCAAUGUUGAUACUUGGUUCGUCAUCAAAUUUAUUUUCAUCAUCAUCAAGUGAACAACAACAACAACAGCAGCAGCAAAAUAAUUAUCGAAAAAUCAUCAGAAAUCGAUUAGAAUUACUUAUCGAAUCCGAUGAUGAUUAUGGCCAAUAUCAAUGUUGGGCAAGAAAUUUGGCCGGUGAUCAAACAGAACCUUGUUUUUAUAAUAUUUAUGAAAAUCCAAUAAAUCAUCAAUUGAUCUGUGAUACAAAAAUAUCAUUUGAAUUGAUACAAGUUGAAUGUCGCCAACCGAAUCAUUUGUUUGUUCGAUCUUCUUCUAUUACAUCAUCGAUGAAUGAAUCAAUGAUUAAUGUCAACAAUAAUAAUCAUCAUCAUCAUGAUGAUGAUCAUGAUCAUGAUUCUAUACGACCGAUCGAUAAAAAUUUCCAAGUUGAUCUAAAUCCAACUUACUAUGGCCAACAACAACAUUAUUAUCAUUCUUCACAUCAUAAUCAUCAUCAUCAUCAAAAUCAGAAUUUAUCGAUCCAUUAUAAUCUUAAAAUUUUCAAAGACAAACGGCAACUGAUCAAUAUUACAUCUAUUGAGCCAAGAUUUUUAGUUCAUGUCGAUGAAUUAGACCAUAAUCAUAAUCAUCAUCAGCAUCAAAAUCAUGAUUCUUCUGGAAGAAAAGAAUUUCAAUCCAUACAAAAUGUCAAUAAUGAUGAUGAAGAUGGUAGUGAACAACAACAAACAACAGUAAAUUAUUUGAUGUAUAUUUCAGCACAGAUGAAUGGCCGUUCGAUUAGUGAUAUAAGUCUUUCAUUUCGAGUUCCACCACCACCAACACGUCGUUCAACAUCUGAAUCAUCAUCAUCACCAUACAAUGAUCAUGAUCAUCGAUUACAGUCGGAAAUGAUAUUCAAACAUGAUUCAUCCAUAAUAAGUAUUAACGAAAAUAAAAUGAAGAAUAAUAAUAAUCAUUCGACAACUGUAUCAAGAUAUAAAAAAAUUUCAACAAAUAUUCAUGAUAAUGAACAUGGUAAUUACGAUAUAGACAAUCAUGAUAACGAUGAUGAUGUUGAUGACAAUGAUAAUGAUAAUGAUGAUGGCAAUGAAUCGAAAAUGGGUCCAACAAAAACGAAUCGUGCUGAACAUCGUACAACAACAACAACAACAUUGUUAAAUAUAUCACAUUUACCAUUCAUAUGGAUUGUCAUUAUUUCUCUUGUAGUAAUCCUUUUACUUAUUUCAUUAUUGGUGGCAACAUUGUUGAUUAAAGUUCAUACUGGACAUCAACAACAAUGUCGACGACAAAAACGUAGCAGUAAAAAAACAACAACAACAACAACAACAACGAGUCUAACAAAACGAUCGAAAACAGUUCGUUUUGAUAAUCUAUCCGAAAGUCUAAGCACAGAAAUGGUAAUAACAUCCGAUAUAAAUGAUCUAAAUGAAUUGAAACAAACAACAAAUGAUAACAGCUGUGCAAAUAAUUUGCUAAUUAACAGCAAAACUCAAAUAUUUAAUGAUGAUCAUAACGAUGAUGAUGAUGAUGACCAUAGAUCAAUUAAAUUGUUUACAUUGACCAAUUUCGAUACAUUUGAUCACCAUUCAUUAUUACCAUCAUCAUCGACUACGGCAACAUCAACAACAACAGCUACUACUUCUUAUUUUGAUACGAUACCUCAACAAUAUCCUGAUUUUAAUCAGAUAAAUUCCAAACAACAACAACAACAACAACAGAAUCUACAUAACAAUAAUAAUAAUAAUAAUAAUAAUAGAGAAAUGUUACCAGAUUUAAUGAUGGAUACAUUACAAGCAUCUGCUCAUAUAGCAAACUGUUUAGAUCAUCAAGGUGAUAUACAAUCGAAUGAUACUGUAUCGAUUUGUGAACAACAACAACAACAACCACGAAAAUUAUGUGAUCUAUUAUUGAAUAAUAAAUAAUCAUCAUCAUCAUUCUGUUCAUCGUUCGAAUACAACGAUCGAACAACAACAACAACAACAACGAUCUGACAAUUUAUUCAUAAUACCAACAACAACGGCAACAAUGAAUAGUGAAAACAAUACAAUUUCUUUGCUUAACAAUUCUAAUCGAUCAACAUUAUCAAUCACUUCGACAAUGGAAACGAAUCGAUUUAUUCCAUCGAUAACAACGACAAUAGCUAAUACUAAUAAUACUAUUGUCAAUGAAUUUUUGCCAAUUCAAUCGCAGCAUCAUCAUUGCCAUCAUCAUCAUCAUCAUCAA
Dermatophagoides farinae (American house dust mite) is the source of this 4396-nucleotide messenger RNA. NCBI's taxonomy places the organism in Eukaryota, Metazoa, Arthropoda, Arachnida, Sarcoptiformes, Pyroglyphidae. The record is from RefSeq and is a predicted model, not a curated record.